AUGCCCCCCCGCCCCACCGCGCCACCCCGCCUCCGCCUGCUCGCGCGCAGCUGGCCCACCGUGCCCUGCCGCUCCACCACAGCAGGGAACAUCUGCGGUGGCUCCGGGAAGGACCGGGUGGCCGAGGAUUUCAGGUCGUCUAGCCCAGGGACAACAAUGACCUCCAAGACGAGCGGCAGCAUAACCACCAGCCUGAGCACCACGGGGAAGCUCUGCUCCGUGGGCAGUAGCUUCAUGGCAUCCGCAGAAUUGUCUCCUGUCCCCAUGCAUCAUUCUGUUUUGCUUUGCAGCCCUCGCUGGUUGCUGAAGCAAGAGGUCCCAAAAGUUGUCAACUCUAUCAACAGGCAGUUACGCGAAAAAUCAAUCAAGACAAAGGUUGGGGCAUUUUCAGUACUGAAGGAGCUUGUGGUUGUAUUACCAGACUGUCUUGCUGAUCAUUUUGGAUCACUUGUUCCUGGGAUUGAGAAGGCUUUGAAUGACAAGUCUUCUACCUCCAACCUGAAGAUUGAAGCACUUGUAUUAACAAGGCUUGUUAUGGCUUCACAUUCGCCAUCUGUGUUUCAUCCAUACAUCAAGGCACUUUCUGCACCUAUACUGUCUGCUAUCAGAGAUAGAUAUUAUAAAGUCACUACUGAGGCUUUGCGGGUGUGUGGAGAGCUAGUCCGUGUCCUUCGUCCAAAUCUCGAGAAAACUGCAGUUGAUUUUAAGCCAUACAUUGGUCCAAUCUAUAAUGUGAUACUGGGACGUUUGGCCAAUCAAGAUCAGGAUCAGAGGUAA
Molecule: messenger RNA, 777 nt
Organism: Zea mays
Lineage: Eukaryota; Viridiplantae; Streptophyta; Magnoliopsida; Poales; Poaceae
Product: cullin-associated NEDD8-dissociated protein 1
Exons: 8
Coding region: 1-777 (258 amino acids)
Biological process (GO): SCF complex assembly
Source: RefSeq, a predicted model, not a curated record